UAACCAGCAACUAUUUCUGUAGAAACUUUUCUCCAUAGAAUAUAGACAUUGAUGUUGCGGAACUUCUCAGUUCUCACCUUUUAAAACGUAAGUAAAAGUUCAGGAGUCAAGCUCGUCCUUACUCCCUACACACAGCAGCUAUCGUGUAGGAAACCAAGUCCACGAACGGAGGUUCGUAACGGACUCUCCGUUCUCUUCUUGUCUUUGUCUUCUUUAUGAGUAGAGUCCAUGUAUUGAGUGAUUAAUUGUUUUCCUUCAAUCCGUCUAUUUAUUUAAGAGUGGCCACAACCAACAGAUGCAAGAGAGAUCCUGGAGUUUUCAAACGCCAAAACCCACGAUAGCAAAUGAGGUCUCUCUGCUUUCUGAAAUGGGUAUUUCUCCCUUUAACCUUUUUCAUCAUUUUCAAUCACUCCUAUGCAAAGCGAAUCCAAUCCACUUCGAACCCCUUCAAUGCAACUCAGUUCAUCAACCAGAUCUCUCAAUGGAGGGCACACCAGAUUGAACUCCAAAACACCCAGAAAGGUUUAUCAGUCCCGAUUAUUUUAGCAGCUGUCCUCUGCUUCAUGGCCGGGUCUAUAUCUAGUGCGGGUGGGAUUGGUGGUGGUGGAUUGUUCGUACCCAUACUGAAUAUAGUGGCGGGUCUGGACCUGAAAACAGCUUCAAGUUUCUCGGCUUUCAUGGUCACAGCAGGGUCAGUUGCCAACGUCUUCUGCAACUUUUAUUUCAAGAACCCCAAAUAUGGGGGUAAGGUCUUGACUGACUAUGAUAUAGUACUCCUAUCAGAGCCGUGCAUGCUUUUGGGAGUGAGUAUUGGUGUUAUCUGCAAUAUUAUCUUCCCCGAGUGGCUGAUUACCAUUCUAUUCGCUGUUUUUAUUGCUUGGACUACAUUCAAAACAUGUAAAUCCGGUUUCUCGUAUUGGAAAUCUGAAUCUGACGAGGCGUGGUUAAAUGGGUCUGAGGAAGAAUCAAGAAUUGGGUCUGUGAAAGAGGAGGUUUGUGAUGGAAACGGAGGAGAGGAGAGCUUGAAACAGCCUCUUUUGGGUGGAAGAGAAGAAGGCGGUUUCGAGGUUCCCUGGAAGAAACUAGGGAUUUUGGUUAUGAUAUGGUUUUCCUUCUUUGCACUUCAACUCAUCCGUGGAGACAAGAAAGCAGAAGAUGGACAGAGCAUAAUACAAAUUGAGCCAUGUGGAGUCGCAUAUUGGACCAUCUCUGCAUCGCAGGUUCCUCUUGCCAUAAUUUUUACCGCAUGGAUACUAUACCACACAAGAGAACAAGGUCAAGCUUCCCAUAAGCAGAUAGGAGUCCCAAUUACAAGGCAGCCUUCAUCCAAGCUUCUUUUUCCAAUAAUGGCACUCCUAGCAGGAGGACUGGGUGGUGUCUUCGGUAUUGGAGGUGGAAUGCUAAUAAGCCCACUUCUUCUUCAAGUCGGUAUAUUGCCAGAGGUAACAGCUGCCACUUGUUCCUUCAUGGUUUUAUUCUCUUCUUCAAUGUCUGCAGUUCAAUACUUACUGGCGGGCGUGAAUCACAUAAAUAAAAUCAUCAUAUUUUCUAUUGGUACUUUUGUGGCAUCACUUCUUGGGUUACUGGUAGUACAGAGGGCCAUAGUGAAAUAUGGUAGGGCCUCCCUCAUUGUAUUCUCAGUCAGUACAGUUAUGGCUAUAAGUACUGUUCUGGUUACCACCUUUGGAGCAAUUAACGUAUGGAAGGACUACACAAGCGGGAAGUACAUGGGAUUCAGACUCCCCUGUUGAGUAAGACAUGGUGGAUUCAACACUUAGUUGUGUUAAUAGGCGAGUAUUAUUCCCGUAGGCCGAGUAUAUACCUAGAAGUGGAAAGUUGAUUAGCAGUAAGGGUUUGGUACUUGAUUCAUGUACAGUUGUUGUUGGGUCGCACGCAAGUUUGGGCCAAGAAGGGGAGAGCUAUGAUGCUACGGUAAAGAGUUCUCAAAGGUGAUUUAGAUGAGAUAUGAAAAUAUGAUUUGGGAGAGUUGGACCUCGGGAGACAGGCAGAACAACUCGUUCUCUUGGAUUCCAGAGCGCCAAACACCUUUAAAGGAAUGAUGUGAAUAAAACUAAGAGGACGUUGGUUCGUAUGUUGAGGAUUGACCUUCGCAGCCGGACAGAACACCUAGUUCUCUCCGUUUUCAAAGGCAUAAACGUCCUUGCAGAAUUAUUGGCUAGAAUAAUUGUGGAUUUUGUAUGGAGUAUAAAUCCAUUGUAUGGGGAUUUGAAUAAAGUUGCCCCCCACCCCCCCUCCUCUGCCCUCUAUCUCUGGAUUCUACUCUUGUUUUUAUGUCCUUGUUCCUGUUUUCUCAAUAAAGUUAACUAUCGUUAGCAAUUAUCAUAA
Molecule: messenger RNA, 2346 nt
Organism: Nelumbo nucifera (sacred lotus)
Lineage: Eukaryota; Viridiplantae; Streptophyta; Magnoliopsida; Proteales; Nelumbonaceae
Product: sulfite exporter TauE/SafE family protein 2-like
Biological process (GO): protein ubiquitination
Cellular component (GO): Cul4A-RING E3 ubiquitin ligase complex; membrane
Source: RefSeq, a predicted model, not a curated record